GAAGGACAUAGCCGCACCGGAGAGGAGGAGUUGGGGAAGUACUGCAUAACUACAGAGUAUACUACCAAAAGAAUACAGAGAGGUUUGCCUCAUUGUCCGGCCAGUAACGUCCGUCAACGGCAGAUGAAUUGGACUAAUUCGAAUAUGGACCAAAUUCCUCAGCUUUGAUUAACCUUUCUGACAUUACUUGGCUGCCGUUCCCGUUUCAGUGAAUUUCUGCGCUAAUUGCUCUGAGGUCUUACGACGCCUUGUAUGGGUGCCCCUAAGCAGAAGUGGACUCCGGAAGAGGAAGCUGCCCUUAAAGCUGGCAUUGCCAAGUAUGGGCUUGGUAAAUGGAGUACUAUACUCAAAGAUCCUGAGUUCAGCAACAUCUUGCAAGCACGUUCAAACGUUGAUCUUAAGGAUAAAUGGAGAAAUAUAAACGUGAUGCUGAAUGGAUUCGGUUCUCGGCAGAGGGGUAAAGUUGCAGUGAAAAAUGCAAAGAAUCCCAUACCUGAGAACAACUCUUUGGUCGUUACUACAGUGACUCCCCAGGUUUCAGAAGUUACUGAUGUCAAACCUAUUGCAGUAAUCAGCAAUGAAGAAGUUCCAAAUCCAGUUAUUGAUGUCAAACCCAGUUCCAUAGAAUACUUUCCAAGGUUGGAUGAUCUUGUUCUAGAAGCUAUCACCAAGUUGAAGGAACCGCGUGGUUCUAGCCGCGCUUCUAUUGCUCAGUACAUUGAGAAGCAUUACCCGGAACCUCUGAAUUUGGAUAUACUUGGAGAAAGUUUGAAGGGUCUUACAGAUAAAGGAAGAUUGAUUAAGGUGAAGCAUCAGUAUAGGAUUGCACCAAGUUCAACUGCAUUAGAUUUAAGGAGAGAUUCUCCCAUUUUGCUUUUAGAGGGUUUGAAGAAGGACUCUUCCAAGGUGGAGAAUGGUGGAGUCAGAAUUUUGACUAAGGCUCAGAUUGAUGCUGAGCUAGAGAUGAUGAGAAACAUGACUCCACAAGAGGCUGCUGCUGCAGCUGCCCAAGCAGUUGCAGAAGCUGAAGCUGCCAUGGCUGACGCUGAAAUGGCUGCACGGGAUGCAGAAGAUGCAGAAGCAGAGGCCGAAGCUGCAAGGUGUUUUGCUGAAGCGGCACAGAAAGCAUUGAAGUCUAAUAGAGCUGUCCGUGUCUGGUAAAAUCAACCUCAAAAUGCUAUCUCCUAUCGUACCUUUUGUUGUACCAAUGUAUUUCUUGCUCUAGCAUCACUGAUCUGGCCUAGGGUAUAAAAUGGAUUAGUUUACGGGUUAAAAAAUUAGGUUUAUACUUAGAGAUGUAUGACACUCUCUUAGUGGAAACUUAACAUGACUUCCUUUUGACAUGGGAUUGCCUAGAGGAGCUGUAAUUGAUUUACUUACAAAUAUAUUAUGUCCAGAAUACGGGAUAUGAGCUUGGCAUUCUAUAAUGGGUGUCCUCCCACAAAUAUUUGUACUUCUAGGCUAUUGCAUACUGCUUUAGGGUUACUACAGUGCUCCUUCCGCUUUGUCCAGGCCCAAACAUCUUAACUUUGUAUGGUGACCGAAUUCUGCCAAUGUUUUGUGGGGGAGUUUUCAAAUGUGAAAGAGCUCGGGGCCCAUUUUUUAUCACGUUUCCAUGUCACUUGUUUAGUAUUUAAUUUACAAAUAAUUCUCAUAGGUGUAUCAUAUUAUCGACGAAUCACAAACCUUGACCACUGGUAAGAGGAUGGAUUGUUAAGAUGGACUAAUAGAUGUAUCCUAAACUUUUUGCAGAUUUUUUGCCUCUUUGGUCACUGGAACUGAACUGCUCCUGAGAUGUGGCAUCCUUCCUCCUCACCCUUCUUGCAAGCGUGUGAAUAUUUGUGUAAAUCUGGCUUUUGUGAAUAGGUCUUGAGCUCCACAAGCAUCUGUAGUUAGAAUUAAAUUGAAGAAAAAUUUUGCACCUAGACGAGAUUUGUUUGAAAAUUUGACUGCUGUCAAAUGCCCUAAACUGUUAGCUAAUUCAAAAAGGUUUUAUAGUCCAUUGGUUUUCUUCUUCUACUCCUUUUUUUUUAUUUUUUAUUUUUCCCUAACCUCAUAAAUGGAGAGGGUUUAUUUGAGUUUCCAUCCUGAUCCCUGACAUCAAGAAUAUGAAAUGUUGAAGCACUAGGAAG
Oldenlandia corymbosa var. corymbosa is the source of this 2132-nucleotide messenger RNA. NCBI's taxonomy places the organism in Eukaryota, Viridiplantae, Streptophyta, Magnoliopsida, Gentianales, Rubiaceae. The record is from the annotation of a GenBank genome assembly.